Populus euphratica (Euphrates poplar) is the source of this 984-nucleotide messenger RNA. Its product is annotated as bidirectional sugar transporter SWEET12-like. Gene Ontology annotation, molecular function: sugar transmembrane transporter activity. The transcript has 6 exons. Gene Ontology annotation, cellular component: membrane. NCBI's taxonomy places the organism in Eukaryota, Viridiplantae, Streptophyta, Magnoliopsida, Malpighiales, Salicaceae. The coding region runs from base 56 to 886 and encodes 276 amino acids. Gene Ontology annotation, biological process: carbohydrate transport. The record is from RefSeq and is a predicted model, not a curated record.
ACUUCUUUUCCAUAUCCUUAUUUUGUGGGGGAGAAGCAAAGAUUUAGAGAGAAAGAUGGCUUCCUUUUCCAUUCACUGCCCAUGGAUAUUCACAUUUGGUCUUCUAGGUAACUUCGUUUCUUUUGUGGUUUUCCUCGCUCCAAUCCCAACAUUUUCAAGGAUUUGUAGGAAGAAAAGUACAGAAGGUUUUCAAUCAUUGCCUUAUGUGGUUGCCCUAUUCAGUGCAAUGAUUUGGCUCUACUAUGCAUCACUCAAGUCUGAUGCUCUCCUCCUCAUCACCAUCAACUCAGUCGGUUGUUUCAUAGAGAUAAUUUACAUUGCUCUUUACGUUGCUUAUGCUCCAAAACAAGCUAGGAUUGCCACCUUGAGGAUACUUAUUUUGUUGAACUUUGGGGGAUUUUGUGCGGUUCUUCUUCUCUCCCACUUCUUUGUAAAGGGAUCAAACCGGGUUAAAGUUCUAGGAUGGGUUUGUGUAAUAUUCUCAGUGAGUGUAUUUGCAGCACCUCUGAGCAUUAUGAGAAUUGUGAUACGAACCAGGAGUGUGGAGUUCAUGCCAUUUACAUUAUCGUUUUUUCUCACCCUUAGUGCUAUCAUGUGGCUCUUUUAUGGUGUACUACUGAAGGACUUCUAUAUUGCGAUCCCAAACAUACUGGGCUUUAUCUUUGGGGUGCUUCAGAUGGUACUCUAUGUAAUUUACAAGAACUCCAAGACAGCAGUGCCUAUGGAGCCUACGCUACCUCAAAACAGCAAUGAUAUUGCCAAACUGAGCUCAAUUUCUUGUGAGAUGAAACCAGCUGUUUGCCCCCAGUCGAACGAGGAAGAUGAUCAUACCGAGAAUAGCAAGGAUCCUUCCAACCAAGAGAAACCUAAUCAAUGUGAAGUUUGAUUUGAGGAUCUUGCUAGCUAGUACCUAACUUGUCUCGUAAUGCACGUGGACUGUUGUACCUGUACCUAAUUCUCUCUCUAUUCUUGUAAAAUUUGUGA